Molecule: messenger RNA, 291 nt
Organism: Zonotrichia albicollis (white-throated sparrow)
Lineage: Eukaryota; Metazoa; Chordata; Aves; Passeriformes; Passerellidae
Source: RefSeq, a predicted model, not a curated record
CCCUUUUUUUCCCUGCAGAGCUGUUCCAGGUGCCGGUGAUCGGCCUGACCCUGCCCAUCAUGUGGUUCUACCUCCUGAUGAACGUCAUCACCCAGUACGUCUGCAUCCGCGGCGUGUUCAUCCUGACCACGGAGUGCACGUCGCUGACGGUCACCCUGGUGGUGACGCUGCGCAAGUUCGUCAGCCUCAUCUUCUCCAUCCUGUACUUCCAGAACCCCUUCACGGGCUGGCACUGGCUGGGCACGGCCUUUGUCUUCGUGGGCACGCUGAUGUACACGGAGCUGUGGCACG